Paramuricea clavata is the source of this 1928-nucleotide messenger RNA. The record is from the annotation of a GenBank genome assembly. Lineage: Eukaryota; Metazoa; Cnidaria; Anthozoa; Malacalcyonacea; Plexauridae.
UCGCUAAGGAGUCACGUGAGCGCGCGCGCGAUCCACAAGGUUCAUAGCGUACUUUCCUUCGAGGAGUAAGGUUCUUCAAAAAUUUUAUUAUGGCAGAAAAUAGCGAAAAAUACUCUGAAACUGCUCAGACUGGCGAUAUUUCCGUUGCAGAAGAGACUGUUUUGCUGGGGGAAGAUGAUACUGGCGAUGAUGGCGAUGCUGACUCGCCAGAAAUAACGAUGCAAGGGCUCGCGCAAAUGAUGAACUCAAUGAACGAAAACAUGGCCGCCGUGGCAUCUUCUUUUGCUUUGUUGGGAUCUUCUCUGAAACAAAAAACGAGUAACGAUCCAACUAUUGAUGACGACCAGCACACAGGCGAUGAAAGCGAUCAUUCCUCACACAGCGAUUCAUCAGAACUCCGAGCAAUUAUGGCGCCAAAAGAUGAAACAACCGCAUCAACGGUCGAGCCCUCGAAUUUGCUCGGUCAAAUUGCGAGUGACUUUGACGAGGAUGAAAAUACUUCAGGUGCCGUCACCGAGAAGCUUGCUGAGAUCGUAAAUAAACGUUUUUCGGCGCCCUUAGUUGAAGAGAAACUAAAAGAAAAACUCGGGCAGUACUUGCGUACAGAUAACUGCGCUAAGCUCGCAAUACCAAAGGUUAGUCCUGAAAUAUGGAUGAAAUUAAACCGCCCAGCUUCAAGACAAGACCUUCACAUGGCCAGCAUCCAAAGGGCCAUUGUAAAAGCUGAUACAGCUUUAACACAGUUAGCUGAAAUAUUGCUAACAACUCCCUCAGGCACAACUGGUCCUGAUUUAGGAAAGCUGUUGACUAUGAAUGCUGAUGCUGUGGCAUUGCUUGGUCAUGCCACUCAUCAAUUGUCCAUGCACCGGCGACAAGCUAUUAAACCAUUCUUACCAUUCUUAAACAAAGAGUAUGCCACACAUUGUUCACCACAGGGCCCAGUUACAGAGUUCCUGUUUGGUGAUGAGCUUCAGUCUCAACUGAACAACAUAAAAGCCUCAAACAAGAUUGGUAACACUAUGGCUUCAGAAUCCCCAAGACCGCUUGCAAAAGGCAAAGAGCCCUGGAAAAAUAAACCUAAGGGUCCUUUUUUGGGAGGGGCGAGGGGGCAGGCAGGACCGACCCCCGUACAGACAAAAGCAAUAGAGAAAGAACAAAUCUUAAACAAACUUACUACAGUACAGGUACAGGAUUAUGGUUCCUUUAUACCUGACAUUUUAGAAUAUCUUAAAAAUAAAGUUUCUAAUUUUCAAGCUGGUAGAUUGUCAUCUUAUGUUGAACAAUGAAAAUUGUUAACAUCGGAUGAAUUUAUUUUAGAUAUGGUGACAGGGGCACACAUAGAACUCUCGCCAACCCUUUUUCAGGUUAAAUGCCAACAGAAAAAAUUGUUUAGUAGCAAAGAAAGGCUGGUCAUUGAUUCUGAAAUAAAAAGCCUACUUGCCAAAGGUGUCAUUGUACCCAGUGUUACUGAACCUGGGGAGUAUAUUUCACCCAUCUUUAUUACUCCUAAAAAAGAUGGGUCGUAUCGCAUGAUUUUAAACCUUAAACAAUUUAAUGAACAUGUGGCCUAUCAUCAUUUUAAAAUGGACAAUUUAGCAUCUGCUAGUAGUAUGAUGAAACCACUUUGCUUUAUGGCUUCAGUAGAUUUCAAAGAUGCGUACUAUUCUGUCCCUAUAGCAUCUACUGAUCAAAAAUACUUAAAGUUUAUUUGGGAUGGGCAACUAUACAAAUUUGUAUGUUUCCCUAAUGGACUUGCAUGUUGCCCCAGUAUGUUCACUAAACUGUUGAAACCUGUUUAUGCAAACUUAAGACAACAGGGACAUAAAUCAUCCGGGUAUAUUGAUGUAUCCUACCUACAGGGUGAUGACUUUCCUGAUUGUGAUGCAAAUGUCGAAGUCACUGUGCAUAUGUUUGAUUCUGGUCCCUAG